GCUGGAAGGGGAAUAAGAUGGUAGUAUUCAGUUCCUUCUUCGAAUCACAUCACUCUUUCCUGUCAUAAAUCUGCCUUCAACCACUUCUACUGAUCUGGAAAUUACUCCGAUUUAUUUCCGAGCCGUGCUUACACUUUCUUCCUCUGUGCUCACCCAACCCUUUUUUAAAUGCUAUUUCCGAAUGCCUCGAUCAAUCUCGUACCAAACAGUGGCCAAGAUGCUUAGAUUCUUCUCUGUAUUUAUCUUCCUUUCAAUCCCAGUUUCAUCCCAGCCUACCGAGCUCUUCUUUCGGGGAUUCAAAGAUGUGGGCACCGACAAAUUUACCUUAGACGGCAACGCUAAGAUCCAGAAAUCCGGCAUUCUACAGUUAACCAACGACACCGGUCGGUUGAUGGGCCACGGCUUCUUUGACUCGCCGUUUCGGUUCAAGAACUCUAGCACUGGUAAAGCUCUAUCUUUCUCCACCUCGUUUGCUUUUGCUAUUGUCCCCGAGUAUCCUAAGCUCGGAGGCCAUGGCCUCGCUUUCACAAUCGCCACCUCCAAGAAUCUAAAUGCUCUGCCUCGGCAGUACCUCGGUCUCCUUAAUUCCGGCGACAUCGGGAAUUUCUCUAAUCAUCUCUUCGCUGUUGAAUUCGACACUGUCCAAGACCUCGAGUUCGGAGACAUAAACGACAACCAUGUUGGCGUCGACAUCAAUAGCUUAGAAUCCAACGCUUCCGCCGCCGCAGAAUAUUUCACUAGCGAUUCAACCAAACAAGAUCUUAACCUCAAGAGCGGGAGUUCUAUUCUAGCUUGGAUCGACUACAAUUCAGCUGAAAAUGUCCUCAACGUUUCGGUUUCGCCAUUUUCUUCAAAACCCAGUAAGCCACUCUUGUCACUAAAAGUAGAUCUCUCGCAGAUCUUUCAAGAAUUUAUGUUCGUUGGGUUCUCUGCUUCGACGGGUUUGCUCGCUAGCUCACACAGCAUCUUGGGCUGGAGCUUCAAGAUCAACGGGCAAGCAGCAGCCCUUGAUCUCUCUUCUCUACCGUCACUACCAGGACCCAAGAAGAAGCACAAAGCUCUUUUAGUAGGGGCUUAUGUUUCAGCUGUCGUUCUUUUACUAUCCGCCAUCUCCGCUGCCUUUUACCUGUUCAGGAAGAUAAAGAACGCCGACGUAAUCGAGGAUUGGGAACUUGAACUUGGGCCACAUCGUUACUCUUAUCAAGAACUGAAGAAAGCAACCAAACGUUUCCGAGAGAGAGAGCUACUUGGUCGAGGUGGGUUCGGUCGAGUUUACAAAGGGACGCUUCCAAAUUCGAAUAUCCAAGUUGCGGUGAAGAGAGUCUCGCACGAUUCCAAACAGGGUCUGCGGGAAUUCGUGGCGGAAAUAGCCAGCAUCGGUCGGCUUCGCCACCGGAAUUUGGUUCAGUUAUUGGGCUGGUGUCGCAGGCGAGGCGAUCUUCUUCUAGUGUAUGAUUUCAUGGCCAACGGGAGCUUAGACAAGUUCUUGUUCGAUGAGCCAAUAACAGUUCUCAAUUGGGAGCAAAGGUUGAAGAUCAUAAAGGAUGUCGCUUCUGGGCUUCUGUACUUGCACGAGGGCUAUGAACAGGUCGUGAUUCACAGAGAUGUAAAGGCUAGCAAUGUGUUGCUAGACAGUGAACUCAACGGGAGACUAGGCGAUUUUGGGCUUGCUAGACUGUACGAGCACGGCUCGAACCCCAGCACGACCCGGGUGGUGGGAACUUUAGGGUACCUUGCACCAGAGCUGCCUAGAACAGGCAAGGCCACGACAAGCACGGAUGUGUUCGCAUUUGGUGCACUGUUGCUUGAGGUUGCCUGUGGCCGGAGGCCCACUGAGCAGAACGCAACGCCCGAGGAGUUAGUUCUGGUGGAUUGGGUCUGGGACAGAUUCAUAGAAGGGAAGGUCCUUGAUGUUAUAGACCCUAAGCUGAAUGGAAAGUACGAGGAGGCUGAGGUGGUGAUGGUGCUGAAGUUGGGGCUUAUGUGUUCAAGCAACACGCCAAUGGCACGGCCAAGCAUGCGGCAAGUGGUGAGGUAUUUGGAAGGAGAGGUUGAGAUCCCGGACAACUUGAAGGCGCCAGGUGAGUACGUUAAUGGAGGCAAGGGUCAUCUUGCAGAGGGUUUCGAUGAUUUUGUGCACUCGUUUCCGUCUACGUCCGUUGAUCGAUCGAGUUCGUACAUAUUCACGAGGAACAGAGAGAUGGAUGCUAGUUUUGCUUCUUUUUCGGCUUCUUCUCUCUCCCUUCUCAGUGGCAGAGGAGAAACUGGCUCUCUUAAUUGUGAUCAGGAAAUAAGUUCAUAAUUAUUAUUAAUGUUCAUUAUAGUUUUUCAUAA
Juglans microcarpa x Juglans regia is the source of this 2334-nucleotide messenger RNA. Its product is annotated as L-type lectin-domain containing receptor kinase S.4-like. Gene Ontology annotation, biological process: protein phosphorylation. Gene Ontology annotation, cellular component: plasma membrane. Bases 182 to 2302 code for a protein of 706 amino acids. Gene Ontology annotation, molecular function: carbohydrate binding; ATP binding; protein kinase activity. The record is from RefSeq and is a predicted model, not a curated record. The transcript has a single exon. Lineage: Eukaryota; Viridiplantae; Streptophyta; Magnoliopsida; Fagales; Juglandaceae.